GAAGCAAGGACAGUGGUGAUGAGGUGUGUGAAGACAGAGGAGUUUGUCAGGAGGAUCUCAGAGGAUGCCGCGGCGUUGCUCAAUGAGCUGGAGGGGUUUCUGGGUAGUGGGGGCGGAGCUAAUGCUCGUGCGGUGUGCGAUCGUGUCCUCCACGCCUGCUACCAGCGGUUGGGCUCGCAGCUGGAGGCGGGGCUUGUCCACACAGUGGUGCGAUUGGUUCAGCUGGCAGUGGGCGGGUACGAGCAGGUGGAGGGGCUGCGGCCGAGUGCCCCUCUUUACCUGGAGAAGAUGCUGUUCCACAUCCUACAGAAACUAAUGAAGGUGGGCAAGCAGCACUGCGCUGAUCUGGCACAGCUGCUGUUUCAACGGCUGAAGGUGAACACUCCACAGGAGGAGGAGAAGGAGAAGGAGGAGUACCUGACGUUGGUGCAGAACUGUUUUGCGCUGCUGUGGAAUGCUGCGGGAGGUGUGCGGGAGUCCCACGUUCCUGGGCCGCCACCUACACCUGGGCCGACACACACACCUGGGCCGCCACACACACCUGGGCCGCUACACACACUGCGUGUGAGGCUUGAGGCGCUGCGGUUCCGGCUGCUGCAGGAGAGUGUGUGUGUCCGGGGCGGGCCCUCCAAAGGGUGUGUGUACGUGGAGGAGGCUCUGCUGCAGUACCGACGGGCCUGCGGCACACUCACACACACACACGCCGCCGCCAUGAUGCAGCUGCUCCAGGAGUGUGUUGUGGGCCCGCUGUGGAGCGCGGGGGAGUGUGUGUGUGACCACGAUCUGCUGUGUGUGCUAACAAUCAAGGUGUGCAAGAUGCUCUGCGGGGCGGAGCUCUGGGAUUUGGCCAAUCAGCAAGUGGCAGAUGCUGAGGGGCGGGUCCAGAGGCAGGGGGAGGAGCACCACCCAGCCUUGCAGCUCUGUGAUUGGUCUGUUCGACUGCACCGCCUUUUGCGCACUUCAGAGUCGGACGAAGGCCACGCCUAUGCUUCGUGUGCGCAGCUGCUUAGCAACCGAGCGAUCACCGUGGAGACCCACAGCCAGCCAAUCCUGGAGGCGUGUCAGUUGGUUGUCUGGGCAACGGAGACUGGCCCCAGAAACGGCAUGGAGGCCGGAACUCUGGUGGCGUGCAUGAGCUUCCUGGAGCAGCACCAGCAGACCAUCCGCGCACUCCAGACGGGUCGCGAGGUGACAAAUCUUCAGACUACCCUCUGCCAGAGCUUGUGUCAAACCUUCAGCAGUACACACACUAGCCUGAAGAAAUCAAAGGUGCUAGAGGGAGUGUGUUUGCAGCAGGUGGUGGAACGUCUCCAGGGUUCCGUUACUGAGCUUCUCCAGGAACUGCAGAAAUUGGCCAAUGAGAAUCUCCUUCAGCACGCAGUGUCUACUAUGAAUGGGGUUGUGUUUGAGUUGUUCAACAGGAAAUUGCAUCAGGAAGCGCUUUCAUUGGUCAAGCCUCUGUGUGCGCAGUUGGUGAAGUCCCGCCCUCCUUCUAUGUCCACUGAGAGGGUGACCCACUGCUUCCUGCAGGCUGUGCAGAGUUUCCGGCAUAGUUUCCGGCGUGUGGGUGACCAGCAGGGGGCACUGCAGGCGGUGUCUGAUUGGCUGCUGUGCCUCAGGGAGGAGGAGCUACGGGACGUGUGCAGCCGCCCACACACACACUCUCACACACACCCCAUCAGGCUGUGGGCCCGGAUCAAAGCCGACGCCGCCAAGAGUGGACAAGAGGAGCUGCUGCUGCGGACCUUGCGGGACAGCUUUCAGGGGGCGGAGCCUGGUGAUGCGGUGAUGAUGCAGCUGCUGGAGGCAGAGCUGUGUGCCUAUGCGGCCGGGUCACAUGACCUGCACCGGGAGACCUACAACACACUGUGCGACCUGCUGGACUUGUGUCCUGAGGACAAUUUUGCCCAGGAGUCUUUGCGGCUGCUGGAGGCAGAGCCUGAGACCGUGGCCAAUGCUGAUUGGCUGAGAGAUGACCAAGCACACGCCUCCCUCUGGCUCUACAUCUGCCAACUAGAGAGUAGUUUACAAGAGAAGAGAAAGACAUAA
Messenger RNA from Sardina pilchardus (European sardine), 2049 nucleotides. RefSeq names its product separin-like. Gene Ontology annotation, biological process: meiotic chromosome separation; proteolysis. The transcript has 13 exons. Bases 19 to 2049 code for a protein of 676 amino acids. Gene Ontology annotation, molecular function: cysteine-type endopeptidase activity. Gene Ontology annotation, cellular component: cytoplasm; centrosome; nucleus. The record is from RefSeq and is a predicted model, not a curated record. NCBI's taxonomy places the organism in Eukaryota, Metazoa, Chordata, Actinopteri, Clupeiformes, Clupeidae.